Molecule: messenger RNA, 1571 nt
Organism: Gilbertella persicaria
Lineage: Eukaryota; Fungi; Mucoromycota; Mucoromycetes; Mucorales; Choanephoraceae
Product: P-loop containing nucleoside triphosphate hydrolase protein
Exons: 7
Coding region: 79-1569 (496 amino acids)
Biological process (GO): mitochondrial respiratory chain complex III assembly; protein insertion into mitochondrial inner membrane from matrix
Cellular component (GO): mitochondrial inner membrane
Molecular function (GO): ATP binding; ATP hydrolysis activity
Source: RefSeq, a predicted model, not a curated record
GUCUUAAUGUGACUCCUUUUCCUUCUCCAGAAACUGGGAAUAAAGUUCGCAUAAACGUUAUUCUUUUUUUUUCCUGUUAUGAGUCGUUCUUUAGUCUCGGGAGGAAACUCGGUUUUAUCCCCUCCCUUUCUAUCUCACGUUGCAAGAAAGACAAGCGUUAUUUCAGCUAGAGGCCUUGCUUCUAUGCCACCAACAGAGCCUAGUACUUUGGGUGGUAUUGUAGCUACUAUUGCAGAAAGGCUGGGUAUAGGAGAGUUAGCUACGGGUGGGCUGCAACUAGCUGUUAUUGGAGGUGUUUUGGCAGGAUUUCGAUACUUUGGUGUGUAUUUUAUUGACUACCUCAAGAAGAAAGCCAUUGUUACAGCAGACUUUGAUAGUCGAGAUGAAUCUUAUAGUUGGAUUUUGAAUUGGUUAAGUGAACAGCCUUAUAGUAGAAAUACAUCUCGGUUCUCUGUAUCCACCAGUAUUUUACGUGCUGGACAACGGUUACCAGGAGAAGGCCUUGAUGCAAUGUUGCCGCCUAUUUAUUUUCUACCGUCUCCAGGUACUCAUUUUUUUACUUAUCAAAAUCGUUUGGUUUGGAUGACUCGAGAACGACCAGGCGCAUCCUCACCUGCAGCUGCAGCAGUAGCCAAUUCAAGUGCCGUACUUGAAAGAAUACAGAUCAGUACAUUAGGACAAUCAAGAAAACUUUUGCAAGACUUGGUUUAUGAAGCACAAAAGAAAUUCAUUGAUCGUGACAAGAGCAGAACCGUUGUAUUUGCAGCGGAUCAGUAUGGUGCCUGGAGAAGAACAAGGUCAAGGCCUAAGCGGCCUCUUAGUACCAUUGUCAUCCCGAGUAAUGUAAAGACCAAACUUGUGAUUGAUGCACAAGAUUUUAUUACCUCGGAGCAAUGGUAUAGUGAUCGUGGUAUUCCUUAUCGAAGAGGAUAUUUGCUUUAUGGAACACCUGGUUCAGGAAAAACAAGUUUUGUCUAUUCAUUAGCAGGUGAACUUGGACUAAAUAUCUAUGUGGUGAAUUUAAGCAACAAGAGCUUGACAGACGAUACACUCAAUGAACUUGUAUCAGAUACACCAAGUAGAUGUAUACUGUUAUUAGAAGACAUUGAUGCUGCAUUUAUCCAAAGAACAAAAGGGGAUACUACUAGUACAAACAACAUCACGUUUUCAGGGUUGCUAAAUGCUAUUGAUGGUGUUGCUGCACAAGAAGGUCGUAUUUUGUGUAUGACUACAAACCAUAUUGAUCGACUUGAUGAUGCCUUAAUACGUCCUGGUCGUAUUGAUGUUCGUAUUCAUUUUGGUCAUGCUACUCGUAAUCAAGCACAUGAGCUCUUUACUAAAUUCUAUCCUGGCUUGCCUAGAGACUCUACACUUCCGUCUGAAUUCGCCUCUAAAGUCCCUGAAAAUACAUUCAGUAUGGCUCAUCUUCAAGGAUUUCUUAUGGGACACAAACAAAAACCCAAAGAAGCUGUUGAACUUGUAAGCAAUUGGAUUGAAUCACAUGAAAAAGGUUCAAACGAUGCUUCUACAGAAGAAGAUCCACGCCAUUCUAGUGUUGAAGAUUUAUAAUA